UGCUGAGGAGCCUGAAAUUCCCCUGCUCCAUGUGCUUCCUCUUCACAGUGAAAGGGAGGUGGAGGGAGUGGGAGGAGAAAUAGAGACAGGAACAGCUGGGAGAGGAUGCAGGAGCUGCUGGGAUCAGGGACAGCUUGAGGCACCACAGAGAACAGGGAGCCAUCUAGAGUCAGCGUAUCCACCAUGCAGCUGCCUUCAGCCUGUAAACAGGAACCACUAAGGAAAGCAGCGAGUCUUAAACUCCAUCUGUUUUUCUAAGAGCUGAAUGUUUACCCAGGACAAGAAGGUUUCUCCACCUGCCUUGGGUCCUUUUCUAAAGGAGAAAGCAUCCAGAAGAUUUCUCUAAAAAUGCUUUUCUACAUAUUAAUCUUUCUCGGCGUCAUUUUUCUAUGGUGGCAUUGGAGGGCAAGACACAAGCUGAAGGUUACAAAUCUCACUGGCAAAUAUAUAUUCAUCACUGGAUGUGACACAGGCUUUGGAAAUCUUGCAGCAAAGACUUUUGAUAAAAAGGGAUUUCGUGUUUUUGCCGGUUGCCUGACUGAAACAGGAGCCAAAGAGCUAGCAGCUGUGACCUCCAAGCAGCUUCAGACAGUGCUGCUGGAUGUGAGAGAUCCAGACAAUGUUAAAAAAGUGGCUGCACAGAUCAAAACCGAAGUUCAGUCCGAAGGUCUCUGGGGACUUGUCAAUAAUGCUGGGAUCAUGGGGCUAUUAGCUCCUACAGACUGGUUAGAUAUUGAGCACUUCAGAGAACCAAUUGAAGUUAAUUUAAUUGGACUCAUAAAUGUUACAAUAAAUAUGCUUCCCUUGAUAAAGAAAGCAAAGGGAAGGGUAGUAAAUGUAUCCAGCAUUGGAGGUCGCCUAGCAUUCAGUGGUGGAGGCUAUUUCCCUUCAAAGUUUGGGGUAGAAGCAUUUAAUGACAGCUUAAGGAGAGAUAUGAAAGCUUUUGGAGUUAAGGUUUCUUGCAUUGAACCUGGACUGUUCAGAACAGCAUUAUCAAAUCCAGCAAAGAUUAUGAAAGAGAAGGAGGUUAUCUGGAAUCAGCUUCCUCCCAGUAUUAAAAAGCAAUAUGGAGAUGAGUAUUUUCAGAAAGUUUUACAGAUGCAGCAAAGAAAGAAAAGCUGUCCAGGAUCUGUCUUAACACGGACAUUUCACCGGUUGUUCAGUGUAUUGAACAUGCCCUAACGAGCCUCCAUCCACGCACUCAUUACAUUACUGGGAGAGAUGCUAAGUUUUUUUGGAAUCCCCUUUCAAAAAUGCCUGCAGCUGUACAAGACUUCUUACUUCUGAGAAACAGAGCAGAGCUUGCAGCUCCACAUGCAGAGUAAAGUCUUUGCUAAUAUCAUCCCAGAUGAUAAUCCCAAUCCUCAUCCCAGAGGAGACUGAUUCUAUAAAAUCUGUCCUUUAUUUGAACAUGAUCCAAACUGUACCUGAAAUACAUAAAUGUAAGGGAAUGAGAGUGUAAGAAAUAUAUCUAUUAUUUGUCCAAUAUCUGCUACUAUAAAAAAAAUCCUUUCUUGUUUCAUUAUUUUGCUUCAUUCCUAAAAUGUAAACCAGAAAGAACAAAGUCAUUAUUAAACUUUCAGAAAUUA
This is a messenger RNA of Dromaius novaehollandiae (emu), 1589 nucleotides long. RefSeq names its product dehydrogenase/reductase 9 (gene DHRS9). Gene Ontology annotation, molecular function: all-trans-retinol dehydrogenase (NAD+) activity. The transcript has 6 exons. The coding region runs from base 349 to 1182 and encodes 277 amino acids. The record is from RefSeq and is a predicted model, not a curated record. NCBI's taxonomy places the organism in Eukaryota, Metazoa, Chordata, Aves, Casuariiformes, Dromaiidae. Gene Ontology annotation, cellular component: intracellular membrane-bounded organelle. Gene Ontology annotation, biological process: retinol metabolic process; steroid metabolic process.